UAAUUGAAGUGCAUUGCUGUUGGCAAGGGGAGUGUUUUAACUGUAGCAGUGAAGUACAUGGAGGAGAGUUUCGAGAUCAUCUUUACAGUGAAGAAUAUCUCAAAACAGAUGAUUACAUUUUAAAUACCUAAUAUCUGUAAUUAAGGCAUUGUAGCAAUAAAAUUAUAUCAAAGGUGAAAGUUGUAGCGAUCAAGUGAAAGUACCACUCGAUCAUCACACUGACUUGCUAUCCACCUUUUUCCUGGGGUAAAAAUGUGUACCGCCAUUUGUAAAUUCUAUGGGUCUAGCUUCUGGUCUCAUUUGCGUCCAACUAUUUUUAGCCCUACAAAACAGUUCAUUUUUCUGCUUGAUACUGAAAAUUGAGGUGUCCUAUUAUAUUAUUUUAAUCUGUUAUCUUAAUUAAAACACACUGGUUUGUACAGCAAAUAGUUUUACAGUUUAGGCUACCUAUAGCAUCUAAUGAAAUAUCUCCGUUACAUAUGUAACCUUGGAUCCCUGAAUAGGGAACAAGAUGCUGCGAUGAUGUCAUCACUUUGGGAACACCUCUGGUGUGACGAAUGUCUGAAGCCCUUAUACCAUUGCGCUAAUUUAUUGGCCAAAUUUCGCUUAGCACCGCAUUGAGUGUAUGUUCAUAUAUGCGUGCUGUGCGCUAUUUCAUCAGAUUUUACACGAGGACGAAGGAAGCACUAUUGAAGGUACGGAACGGCCAGCAUCACAGCAUCUUGUUCCCUAUUCAGGGAACCAAGGUUCCAUACAUAAACCGAGAUGUUCCCUUUCAGAGGUACACUUCAAUGCUGCGUCAUUGCUUUGGGAACGCUAUUCAGUUGUUAAGUGAUGAUGUAAAAAGCACUUUUAAAAAGCCUCAACUCGCUUCACUUGAGAAUAUGACCUCAGCAGCCAUUUAUGAGCUCUGUUUAUUCAUAUUAAUAAUUUAGGCUAAAGACUUUGAAAUUUACAGGGUAUACUACAGUGUUUUUUUUUUUUUCCCUUCUUCAUUGUCUGGCUAUCUGUGACUUCGGUAUGGAGUUAAAGAGCGCUUGGACAUGGAAGAGGUGCUACAUGAGGUCAGACUUAACAAGCGAGGGCGCCCUCUCGCGGCUGGAGACGAUGAAUCUCCAGAUACAGGCAGGACCCGACUGCUGGUGUUCAGCAGGGAGAGCUUCAUGGAACUGGCUCCGGUCACUGCGGAAGCGUAUAUGGAGGAGUUUAAGGAUUCUCUGAUCGCUCCAUCAGAUCCCAGACAUCAGGCGGUGGAGUCAUUGGUUCGCAUUCUGGCCGAGAGAAACCAGGACAUUGCUGGGAUCUCCUCUGUCCCCUGGACGGUCCACGUGGUGGACGGCCCAACAAUCAAUGCUUUUGUUCUGCCUAAUGGAAAGGUCUUCAUCUUCGCAGGAAUGCUGGAGGCUGUAGCAGACAUCCAUCAGCUGCUCUUUAUACUGGGACAUGAGAUGGCUCACACUCUGAUUGGUCACGCAGCAGAGCAGGCCAGUUUGGCUCAGGUGGUGGAGCUGUUGUCUCUCAUCCUGUUAACGGCGAUCUGGGCGAUCUGUCCCAGGGACAGUUUAGCCAUGCUGGGCCAGUGGAUUCAGAGCAAACUAGUGCAGUUUUUAUUUAACCGGCCCUUCAGUCGUAAGCUGGAGGCAGAGGCGGACCAGGUUGGCCUGCGACUGGCUGCCAAGGCGUGUGCUGACGUGAGGGCGGGCCCAGUCUUUUGGCAGCAGAUGGAGAUCUAUGAUCAGUUGAGAGGCGAACCCACCAUCCCCGAGUGGCUGUCCACACACCCUUCCCACCUAAACCGUGUCAGACAGUUGGACCGCCUCGUCCCUGAGGCUUUGGAGCUCCGUGCACGCUGUGACUGUCCUGCCCUCCCCAAAGCUGACCCCCGUGUCAUUUUCCACCAGUCUGUUGAAUUGCUUCUGGACAAUGCCAAAAAACAAGAAAAGAUUGCACAAGAAGAAAAGAAUGAGAAACGGAGAGCUGAAGUCAUGUUGCCGCUCCCUCAGUCCCCUCCUGUCCCGACUCCGGGGUCUCAGCCUCAGUUGGGAGGAUUGCAGGCCACAUCCGCUCUGCCACAAACUCUGCUUAGUAAAUAAGACUUGAUUGAACAUGACUGACAGGGACAAAUCCAAGCUUUCCUUUUCACUUCUCUUUUUCCAGUCCAGUAGCUCUGAACAAGGACUGAGACGAUUGUCAGAUAGAACCAGACAGUUUUUUUGAUCCAUUUGAUUAGCUGUCACUUUGAUACUUACGUCAGUUAGUCUAGUGAAAUGUUUUGAGUGAGGGUAUGUACAUUAUUUGUGUGUGAUGCUUGAGUUUAUGCUCCUCCUUCAAGCAUCCGUGGAGGUGCAGUCAUGUUAAUAAUGGAGCAAUCGUCCGCGCUGAUGGCCUCGUGGGCAGCGUGGUGGCAUACAGCACCAUUGUGCUUUGGGUGUCACGAGUUCGAGUCCUGGAUCGCGUACCUUUCCCGAUCCCAUCCCCCUCCUCUCACCCACUUCGCUUCCUGUUGACCUAUACUAUCCCAUCCAAAUAAAGGCAUAAAAUGCCAUAAAUCUUUAAAAAUAAUAAUAAUAGAGCAAUUGUAAAUGGGUUUUUGAUUGGUUUUUAUGAUGUUAUUAGCAUAAGACCUCUGUGAAGUUAUGUGCAUUAUGGUGUAGAGUACAUUAUUCAUCAAACAUCUGCCUCUGCUUUAAUGUCCCCUAUAGGUUCCAGGUUGUAAUGUUAGUGCUGCAUUGCAGCUAAUGUCACUGUGUUUGGAGCUUUGGACACACUACAUUAUCAAGAGGAUUUAUAAGGCAGCUGGUGCUAAAUGAGCCCAAUGCUUGUGUUCUUGUGUUAGGUUUAUUUUAAAUGCACUUUGUAUGAAUACUAUGAAUGUAGACAUAUUUUGACUGUAAUUACAUACAAGAUAAAUUAAUUUCCC
Messenger RNA from Carassius auratus (goldfish), 2920 nucleotides. RefSeq names its product metalloendopeptidase OMA1, mitochondrial-like. The coding region runs from base 1044 to 2093 and encodes 349 amino acids. The transcript is spliced from 9 exons. Gene Ontology annotation, biological process: protein quality control for misfolded or incompletely synthesized proteins; mitochondrial protein processing. Gene Ontology annotation, cellular component: mitochondrial inner membrane. NCBI's taxonomy places the organism in Eukaryota, Metazoa, Chordata, Actinopteri, Cypriniformes, Cyprinidae. The record is from RefSeq and is a predicted model, not a curated record. Gene Ontology annotation, molecular function: metalloendopeptidase activity.